Molecule: messenger RNA, 600 nt
Organism: Talaromyces amestolkiae
Lineage: Eukaryota; Fungi; Ascomycota; Eurotiomycetes; Eurotiales; Trichocomaceae
Exons: 1
Coding region: 1-600 (199 amino acids)
Source: RefSeq, a predicted model, not a curated record
AUGUCCACAGAAGCGUCACAAAACGAUAUCAUGUCUACAGCCAGGUCGAGACUGGCUGCGAUCUUGCAAUCAACUUGGACCCAGGUCAGCACAACAGUUAAUGAAAAUUUACCGCCCGAGACUCGAGAAAAGAUAAAGCAAAAUCUGGUUGUCUUUGCACGAUCACGUCCCAUACUUGCCACGCUUAUUCUAUCACAACUCGCAUUCUCGGGCAUCCCACUGCUCUUAUUCAUCGUUCUUACCGCCGGCAUAUUCAUCUUCAGUCUGGCCGCCGCCCUCGUCUUGGGUGUACUCAGUGCAUUGAUGGUUACGCUGUUUUGCAUGGGAUUGGGCUCAUUGAUUCUUGUUCCGACCUUGUUUGUCACUACGCUCACGGCAGGCGGGAUCUGGCUUUGGGGCUGGGGKUUGUAUUAUGUUGUGCAAUGGGUUGGUAGUGGUGAUACGGCGCUGUUGACUAGGCUCAGCUUGCUACUGAUUCCUCAGAGGCCGGAAAAGCCGGAGAAGUCAGAGAAGUAUGGGGGAAAUGGAUAUGGCGGGCAAGAUGUGAAGGUGUCAUCCGAGUCUAAUGGACAGUUUGAGAAGCAAGUCAAUGAAAUCUGA